Molecule: messenger RNA, 9663 nt
Organism: Capra hircus (goat)
Lineage: Eukaryota; Metazoa; Chordata; Mammalia; Artiodactyla; Bovidae
Gene: MED12L
Product: mediator complex subunit 12 like
Exons: 44
Coding region: 408-6851 (2147 amino acids)
Biological process (GO): regulation of transcription by RNA polymerase II
Cellular component (GO): mediator complex
Molecular function (GO): beta-catenin binding; transcription coactivator activity
Source: RefSeq, a predicted model, not a curated record
CGCGCCGCCGUCCGCCAACUCGGAAGCUCGCGCUCCUCGGCCGUGGGGGCGAGAACGCCGGCGGCGGCGAGCCGGCGUCGUCCGCCGCCCCCAGACAGUGGCAAACUUCGCGGCGUCCCCGGAGCUCGCCCGGGCGAGACUGAUACCUUACAAACCAGAUCAAAUCCAGUCACCCCCCCCUCUCCCGCCGCCCCUCAUCCCAACCCGAAUCAUGGAGGCUGCGGCCGCCGAAGUGCCGCCGCUGCCGGCAGCCCCUGCCCACUAGCCGGGGACCAACAGCGCCACAGCGAGUGAGCGAGCGAGGAGGGGGGAGAGGGAGUCUGUCUGCAAAGUGCUGCUCCCUGGUGCUCAGAGGCUGCUGCUCCAGCUCCAACUCUCAUUCAUUUCGCCGGUUAACAUGAGAGAUCAUGGCCGCCUUCGGGCUUCUCAGCUAUGAGCAGAGACCGCUGAAACGCCCCCGGCUCGGGCCGCCAGAUGUCUACCCGCAGGACCCCAAGCAGAAGGAGGAUGAACUUACCGCAGUGAACGUAAAGCAAGGUUUCAACAAUCAGCCAGCCUUUACUGGAGAUGAACAUGGCUCAGCUAGAAAUAUUGUAAUUAACCCAUCAAAGAUCGGAGCUUAUUUUAGCAGCAUAUUAGCUGAGAAGCUAAAGCUUAACACUUUCCAGGACACCGGAAAGAAGAAACCACAAGUUAAUGCUAAAGAUAAUUAUUGGCUGGUUACCGCUCGAUCCCAGAGUGCGAUUCAUAGCUGGUUCUCUGACUUAGCAGGAAAUAAACCACUUGCUAUUUUGGCAAAAAAGGUUCCCAUCCUUAGUAAAAAAGAAGAUGUUUUUGCAUAUUUAGCGAAGUAUUCAGUGCCAAUGGUUCGAGCAACAUGGCUGAUCAAGAUGACGUGUGCCUAUUAUUCUGCUAUUUCUGAAGCGAAAAUUAAGAAACGUCCGGCCACUGAUCCCAAUUUGGAGUGGACGCAAAUAUCUACCAGGUAUCUUCGAGAGCAGUUGGCCAAGAUUUCCGACUUCUAUCACCUGGCUUCCAGCGCGGGCGAUGGCCCUGUCCCUGUGCCACCCGACGUGGAGCAGGCCAUGAGGCAGUGGGAGUACAACGAAAAGCUGGCGUUCCACAUGUUCCAGGAAGGAAUGCUGGAAAAGCACGAAUAUUUGACAUGGAUUUUGGAUGUAUUAGAAAAGAUCAGACCAAUGGAUGAUGAUCUUCUUAAACUCUUAUUACCCCUAAUGCUGCAGUAUUCAGAUGAGUUUGUCCAGUCGGCCUACCUGUCCCGUCGUCUCGCCUAUUUCUGUGCCCGGCGUCUGGCGUUGCUGCUGAGCGACAGCCCCAGCCUCCUUGCUGCCCACUCGCCCCAUGUGAUAAUAGGCCCAAACAGCUCGAGCAUCGGGGCCCCCAGCCCCGGGCCCUCUGGCCCCGGCAUGAGCCCUGUGCAGCUGGCCUUCUCCGACUUUCUUUCCUGUGCACAGCAUGGCCCCCUGGUUUAUGGACUUAGCUGUAUGUUGCAGACUGUUACUCUCUGUUGCCCAAGUGCCUUGGUGUGGAAUUACUCCACAAACGACAGUAAGAGCGCGAACCCCGGCUCGCCCCUAGAUCUGCUGCAGGUGGCCCCCUCCAGCCUCCCCAUGCCGGGAGGAAACACGGCUUUCAACCAGCAGGUUCGGGCAAGGAUUUAUGAGGUAGAACAGCAGAUAAAACAAAGAGGCCGUGCGGUGGAAGUUCGGUGGUCUUUUGACAAGUGCCAAGAGUCAACAGCAGGGGUGACCAUUAGUCGGGUUUUGCACACAUUGGAGGUAUUGGAUCGACACUGUUUUGACCGAACGGAUUCCAGCAAUUCAAUGGAGACGCUUUAUCAUAAGAUUUUCUGGGCAAACCAAAACAAAGACAACCAAGAGGUUGCCCCCAACGAUGAAGCUGUGGUGACGCUGCUGUGUGAAUGGGCUGUGAGCUGUAAACGGUCAGGCAAGCACAGGGCGAUGGCUGUGGCAAAACUCCUGGAGAAGAGACAAGCGGAAAUCGAGGCAGAGAGAUGUGGUGAAUCAGAAGUCUUAGAUGAGAAGGAGUCCAUUUCCUCAGCCUCCCUCGCUGGAUCUAGUUUACCUGUUUUCCAGAAUGUUCUUCUAAGGUUUUUAGAUACACAGGCCCCCUCGUUGUCGGAUCCAAACAGUGAAUGCGAGAAGGUGGAGUUCGUCAACCUGGUGCUGCUCUUCUGCGAGUUCAUCCGGCACGACGUCUUCUCCCACGACGCCUACAUGUGCACCCUCAUCUCUCGGGGAGACCUGUCUGUCACCGCCUCCACGCGACCGCGGUCGCCAGCAGGAGAGAAUACGGACGAGCACUAUCCAAAGGACCACGACAUGAAAAUGGAGAUUUUUUCUCCCAUGCCUGGAGAGUCCUGUGAGAGUGCCAACCCUUCUCUGGGCAGAAGAAUGUCAGUUAAUGGUGAGAAGCUGUUGAAGAGAGAAAAACCAAGGGAGUUGAUUUUUCCAUCUAAUUAUGACCUCCUCCGACACCUGCAGUAUGCAACCCAUUUUCCCAUACCUCUGGAUGAAUCUUCAAGUCAUGAAUGUAACCAGCGCACAAUCCUUCUUUACGGAGUGGGAAAAGAGCGUGACGAAGCCAGACAUCAGCUGAAGAAGAUUACCAAAGAUAUUUUGAAAAUCCUAAAUAAGAAGAGCAACACAGAGACAGGGGUUGGAGAUGAAGGACAGAAAGCCAGGAAGAACAAACAGGAAGCAUUUCCAACCCUGGAGACUGUGUUCACAAAACUUCAACUCCUUUCAUAUUUUGAUCAGCAUCAAGUGACAUCUCAGAUUUCUAACAAUGUGCUAGAACAAAUCACAAGCUUUGCAUCAGGAACAUCAUACCAUCUCCCACUGGCUCACCACAUUCAGCUCAUCUUUGAUCUCAUGGAGCCAGCACUAAAUAUCAAUGGACUCAUUGACUUUGCAAUACAGCUCCUGAACGAACUGAGUGUUGUGGAGGCGGAACUGCUCCUGAAGUCCUCCAGCCUGGCAGGAAGCUACACGACAGGACUGUGUGUCUGCAUUGUGGCUGUUCUCAGGCGCUACCACAGCUGUCUGAUCCUGAACCCCGACCAGACAGCCCAGGUGUUUGAAGGAUUGUGUGGUGUGGUAAAGCAUGUUGUGAACCCCUCAGAAUGUUCUUCCCCUGAAAGAUGCAUCUUAGCCUACCUCUAUGAUCUCUACGUGUCAUGUAGCCACCUCAGAAGUAAAUUUGGAGACCUCUUCAGUAGUGCCUGUUCAAAAGUAAAGCAAACCAUAUAUAAUAAUGUGAUUCCUGCAAAUUCUAACUUGCGAUGGGAUCCGGACUUCAUGAUGGAUUUUAUUGAGAAUCCCUCGGCCCGUAGCAUCAACUACUCAGUGCUGGGCAAGAUCCUCAGUGACAACGCAGCCAAUCGCUACAGCUUCGUCUGUAACACUCUCAUGAAUGUAUGUAUGGGUCAUCAGGAUGCUGGAAGGAUUAAUGACAUAGCCAAUUUCUCCUCCGAGCUGACGGCCUGCUGCACUGUUCUCAGUUCAGAAUGGCUGGGGGUCCUGAAGGCUCUUUGUUGUUCUUCAAAUCACGUGUGGGGGUUUAAUGAUGUUCUUUGCACUGUAGAUGUGAGUGACCUUUCAUUCCAUGAUUCAUUAGCUACUUUCAUUGCUAUUCUGAUAGCACGACAGUGUUUCUCCCUGGAGGACGUCGUGCAACACGUCGCACUCCCCUCUCUCCUAGCCGCAGCUUGCGGAGAUGCGGAUGCGGAGCCUGGGGCAAGAAUGACAUGCCGCCUACUGCUUCAUCUCUUUCGAGCUCCCCAGGCCUGCCUGUUACCUCAAGCAACUGGCAAACCUUUCCCCGGAAUAAGAUCAUCUUGUGAUCGACACCUCUUAGCUGCUGCUCACAACAGCAUUGAAGUGGGAGCCGUGUUUGCUGUCUUAAAAGCAAUUAUGAUGCUUGGAGAUGCCAAAAUUGGCAAUAACAGUGUCAGCUCUUUAAAAAAUGAUGACUUCACCAUGAGGGGUUUACGACGUGAUGGGAAUGCUGAGGAUAUCUGGACUGCCUCACAAAAUUCAAAAUCCUGUGGGAAAAGCAUUUCCAUAGAAACGGCCAAUUUAAGAGAAUAUGCUAGAUAUGUACUGAGGACCAUCUGUCAACAGGAAUGGGUAGGAGAACAUUGUUUAAAGGAACCUGAGAGAUUAUGCACAGACAAAGAACUUAUUCUGGACCCUGUGCUCUCAAAUAUGCAAGCACAGAAAUUAUUGCAGCUGAUCUGUUAUCCUCAUGGCAUUAAGGAAUGUACGGAGGGGGACAACCUCCAAAGACAGCACAUUAAACGCAUUCUUCAGAACCUUGAGCAGUGGACGCUGAGGCAGUCCUGGCUGGAGCUUCAGUUAAUGAUCAAACAGUGCUUGAAGGACCCUGGCUCUGGUUCGGUGGCUGAAAUGAACAACCUGCUGGACAAUAUUGCCAAAGCAACAAUAGAGGUGUUCCAGCAGUCAGCUGACCUAAACAAUAACUCUUCUAACGCUGGCGUGGGCCUCUUCAGCCCAAACGGGAUUGGCAGUACUGAUACAAGUAGCACAAGGCAGAAUGGAAUAAAGACAUUUCUCAGUUCCUCUGAACGCAGGGGUGUGUGGCUGGUGGCCCCCCUAAUUGCUAGGCUGCCGACUUCUGUGCAGGGAAGAGUGUUGAAAGCAGCUGGGGAGGAGCUGGAGAAAGGACAGCACUUGGGUUCUUCUUCCAAAAAGGAAAGAGACAGGCAAAAGCAGAAAAGUAUGUCUCUUUUGAGUCAACAACCAUUCCUCUCACUGGUCCUUACCUGCCUUAAGGGACAAGAUGAACAACGAGAAGGCCUUCUAACAUCUCUGCAGAAUCAAGUUAACCAGAUUUUAAGUAACUGGAGAGAAGAACGAUACCAGGAUGACAUCAAAGCACGACAGAUGAUGCAUGAGGCGUUGCAACUCCGCCUCAAUUUGGUGGGAGGAAUGUUUGACACAGUGCAGAGGAGCACCCAGUGGACAACAGACUGGGCGCUUCUCCUCCUUCAGAUCAUCACCUCUGGCACCGUUGACAUGCACACUAACAAUGAAUUAUUCACAACAGUUCUUGACAUGCUGGGUGUUUUAAUCAAUGGAACAUUGGCCUCUGACCUGUCAAAUGCAUCCCCAGGGGGAUCUGAAGAGAACAAACGCGCAUACAUGAAUUUAGUCAAGAAACUGAAAAAAGAGCUGGGGGACAAGCGGUCAGAAAGCAUUGACAAAGUUCGACAGCUGUUACCUUUGCCGAAACAGACAUGUGACAUCAUUACCUGUGAACCUAUGGGCUCCUUGAUUGACACAAAGGGAAACAAAAUUGCUGGAUUCGAUUCUAUAGAUAAAAAACAGGGUCUCCAAGUCUCCACGAAGCAGAAGGUGUCCCCGUGGGAUUUGUUUGAGGGUCAGAAGAACCCGGCUCCUCUGUCCUGGGCCUGGUUCGGGACUGUCCGAGUGGACCGGAAGGUGAUCAAGUAUGAGGAGCAACAUCACCUCCUCCUGUAUCACACGCACCCCACGCCCAAGCCCCGGAGUUACUACCUCGAGCCACUGCCCCUGCCUCCCGAAGAGGAAGAGGAAGAGCCCACAUCUCCCAUCUCUCAGGAACCUGAGAGGAAAUCAGCUGAGCUGUCAGAUCAGGGAAAAACCGCAACAGAUGAAGAGAAGAAGACAAAGGGAAGGAAGCGCAAGACAAAGUCCAGCUCAAGGGUUGAUGAGUAUCCGCAGAGCAGCGUGUACCGAGUGCCUCCCAACUACUCACCCAUCUCCUCCCAGGUGAUGCACCACCCACAGUCCACGCUGUGGGGCUACAACCUCAUGGGUCAGCCCCAGCAGCCCGGCUUCUUCCUUCAGAAUCAGUCUGUCACUCCAGGUGGCUCCCGGUUGGACCCUGCUGGCUCCUUCGUCCCCACCAACACCAAGCAAGCUCUGUCCAACAUGCUGCAGCGGCGCUCGGGGGCCAUGAUGCAGCCGCCCUCUCUGCACGCCAUCACAUCGCAGCAGCAGUUGAUACAGAUGAAGCUUCUGCAGCAGCAGCAGCAACAGCGGCUUCUCAGGCAAGCCCAGACGCGGCCUUUCCAACAGGGCCAGCCAGGGGACCAGGCUGCUCUCUUCGCUGCUCAGGCACGGCCCUCCCCUCAGCUCCCCCAGUUUCCAGGACUGCAGCAAGCACAGACCAUACCCCAGGGCUACACAAUGUAUGGAACCCAGAUGCCUUUGCAGCAGACCCCUCAGCAGCAGGCUGGCAGCGUGGUCCUGUCUCCUACCUAUAAUUCCAGAACUUAUCCGGCCGCUCACUCCAACCCAGCGCUCAUGGAAAGACUCAGACAGAUGCAGCAGCCGCCGAGCGGCUACGUUCAGCAGCAGGCGCCACCGUACCUGCAUCCCCUGACCGGCUCCCAGAGGCUGAAUCAUCAGUCGCUUCAGCAGAGCCCUCUGGUGGGUGGAGGAAUCGAUGCGGUGCUGACUUCCGCACAUCCAAACCUUCCCUCAGUGCCCUUGUCUCAGGACCCCAUGAGACCCAGACAGCCACAGGUUCGACAGCAGCAGAGGCUUCUCCAGAUGCAGCAGCCCCAGCAGCCCCCCCAGCCCCAGCAGCCCCCUCAGCCUCAGGGGUCCUCGCAGACCCAGAGUCAGACCCUUGGUCUCCAAACAAUGCAGCCCCAGCAGCCUCUGUUCCCCAGGCAAGGCUUGCAGCAGACCCAGCAGCAACAGCAGACGGCCGCCCUGGUGCGGCAGCUCCAGAAGCAGCUUUCCAGUAACCAGCCACAGCAAGGAGUGACUCCCUACGGGCAUCCUUCACACUUCUGAGUCUGGAAGAGGACAAAGAUACAAACUUUUCUGUUUGCACUGAAAAAUAGAAAAUCACAUUUAAUGCAUUAGUCAUCUUUGGAAAUGUCUGUUUUUUCAUUGCUCUGAAGUUUUCCUAUAUUUUACGCCACAUUUCGUACAAAGGUGUUGAAACAAAAAGUAAUGGAAAGGGUGUGGUUUGGUUUCAUUUCAUUCAACUUGAAAAGUAGGUUUAAAAAUGUAGAUCAUGUGGGCCUACUGCAGGAAGAGUUUGGUAGCAGACUUAAAAAUUGGUGCUCUUAUUGAAUCUCGUAGUUAUAGAAAGAAUGAAUUAUGGUGGAUUUAAAAUAUUUAUGUAUUCACUGAUGAUGUGUGGUUUUUUUUUUUUUUUUUUUUUUUUUUGGCAAACUGUGCUGGACCAAACUACUGAUUUGAAAGGCAUGUCAGAUCUUGACAGGAAGGUGAUCCAUUUACUCUGCAGUCACCUUUGGUGGUGAAGUGGACAUCUAUUUGCAUUGCUCUAAUUUAAAAUAUUUGUAACUUCAUAAGCACUUUAUGAACUUUGUUCUUAUUUAUGUAGGAUUUUUCUUUGCUUUUGUUGUGGUCAAAAGGUGCUGAAACAGAUUGUUGCUUAGAACUUAAACUUCUUAGACCAAGAACUUAACCCAAGGCUUCUGUGAGAGCCACCCUGAGGUACAUGGAAACCCGUUAGGAGUAGCUGUCCUAAAUUUUUCCAUGGCAGGAUCACUGACCAGAGUCUUUGUGAAGGUACAGCAUGUAAAUGCUAAAGGCCAGAAUGAACCGCAGUGGAAUUGAUCCAACUAUUUGCCACAUUUGGCAAAAAUGACUCUGUCCAGUUUGGGUUCUCCUGAACCUUUAUGCCAACUUGAGGGGAAAAAAAAAAAAUCUCGCAGCUGGCCUGAGAUUCCACAGUGCUCAAACUUGACAUGGUUUCCAGAGUAUGGCCCCCAAGUCCAGAGGGCUCUGGUUUUCAUAAGAGAUGUAUUUGCUGUUUAUUUUAUAUGGUAAGUAUUUGCUAUUUUGAAUUUAAUUAUUAAUGUUGGUGUCUGUCUUGGUUGUGUAUUGCAUAUACUGUAUUUAUAAAUUGGUGCAAAAAGCACAAGUAAAGUAAAUUAUACAUCAAAUUUAUUAUAAAGAAAUAGUAACUAUUUUAACUUUGUUCAAGUAUGUGGUAAUUUGCUCCUAUUAGAGUAAAAAAAUACAGUAAAUUAUUAUCAGUUUGUGUAACUUAAGAGUAUUCCAUAUAAUAUUUUUUUAGACUUAGAUGCAUAAAAUUUUGAAUGUGAAAAAUUGCAGGGCAUUUUAAAACAUGUGGGGGAUAUUUUCCCAUGUUCUGUGCUAAUUCAUUUUCUUUUGCCAUAUGAAUUUACAUGUAAUAUAGUCACACAUACUGUGAAUAGAUUUGUCUAUAAUGAGCAAACCAUGUAGAACUUUUUUUAAAAUGUAGCUGGUACAACUUCAGUAGAUCAUUUCCUUUGCAAAUCAUUAUAUAAAUAAUUUAUAUCUUCCUAGGUGAGUUACUCAUUGCAAAGUUUGACUCAUGCAAAUGACCUCAAACCCAUGUCCGCUUACUUUGCUGUGGCAGCAUCCAUGUGAACUGCUUUGUACACUGUGAAACAAUUUCACUCCAGCCCACUCAUUUCAUGUUUACUCUGGGCUGAGAAAGACUUUGCCAAAACAUUAAAGACCAUCCUUUUCACUAAAUUAACAUGUUCUAUCUGCUUUCAGAUGAAUCUUGACAUUUCAGCUAGUUUUGUAUAUCAGGUUUGGUUUUCUUGUUUUUUUCCCUUUUCAGAGUGAUAGAGUUCAUAAAGUUAUUUUUCUUCAAAGUAAUAUAUAAUGACUGCCUUGGCAAAAACAACCGAAAUGUGAAUGUCAUGCCUAGUGAGUACGAGUCAUGUUCUGUCCUGAUUGUUAUUUUUCGUCUUUUCAAGAAUUACUGGUGUUUGAAAUGCCACUUUCAGUUUGAACCGUAUAUAUUUCUAGCUCAAUAUUGCAAACAGCAGUAAGACUGUUUCAAGAAUGAGUGUUAUAAUUGCAUAGCAUUUGUAUGCACUUUAUAUUUUACAGAAGUUAGUGAAAUUAAUUUAUUAAUCAUUUUGCACAUGAAGGCUGUGGGGCAUACCUUUUUGUUGUCAUCUCCCUAUUUUUUAGGUGGGAAAGCUAAGAUAUGGUAAGGCCGUAUGAUUUGAAGAUUCUACAGAGAGUUGAGGAAACACCUAGAACCGGUUUUCCCCCGUGUACUUAUACAGAGAGAAACCAGAAUUUUCUGUCUAUUCUUAUAUUUCUUCCCACUUAAUCCUCUCUCAUGUGAGUUUUCUUUUCUUUUUAGAAUAUGCAUUAAUUUAUCUUGAAAUGAUCACAAAGGAUAACCCUGUCCUUCGGAAAAACCUGAUAAUUUGCUUGGUGAGACAGAGAGGAAGUUAUCUUAGGAAAAAUGGAGCCCCCAGUUCCCCUUAAAGACUUUGAAAUAGAAUGGAGCUUGACAUAGGAAGCCCUUCCAUAUACCUGUUUACACUGUAGGCCCCUCCCUAAAAGGGUUCCAUUUGUCCUCUGAUUGAUCCCUCUUGGCCCGGAAGUAGAAUGAGAUCUCUGUUAAAAUGAGUAUCCUUUGACCACUUGUGGUCACUGGAUACCAAAAUCAGAGAAAGUAGGAAACAGGUUACCUCUUUAGGUGGAGCAAGCCGAAACUUGGUGUGAUGAAGACACAGUGAAGUGUCCCCCACCCCCCAUCUUUCUCAAAUGAUACACAGGGGCAAACAUAGUUCUCAGUUUUGUGUGCUGAGAUACUUGAGCAAGACAGAUGGCAUUU